AUGGCAAAUUUCUACUUGGUGUUGCUUCACAUUUCUCUAACCUUUGUGUUGACACAUUCAGCACCUAAAGGAUCUCUUAUAACCCACCUUCCAGGCUUCAAUGGAUCUCUACCUUCCAAGCACUAUGCCGGGUAUGUGACAGUUGAUAAAAAUCAUGGAAGAAACUUGUAUUACUACUUUGUGGAAUCAGAAGGUAAUUCAUCCAAGGACCCUUUGGUUCUAUGGCUUAAUGGUGGUCCAGGAUGUUCUAGUUUUGAUGGCUUCGUAUAUGAGCAUGGUCCUUUUAAUUUUGAAAAACCUAAGACCAAGGGAACCUUGCCUAAGUUGAAACCAAAUCCAUACAGCUGGUCAAAGGUUUCCAACAUUAUAUAUUUGGACUCUCCUGCUGGAGUAGGGUUUUCAUACUCAAAAAAUUUAUCUGAUUAUAAGUCUGCUGGAGAUGUAAAGACCGCAUCUGAUACAUAUACUUUUCUCCUAAAGUGGUUUGAAUUAUAUCCUGAGUUCCUUGCCAACCCAUUAUUCAUUUCUGGAGAGUCUUAUGCUGGAGUUUAUGUGCCUACUCUUGCUGAUUUAAUAGUGAAAGGAAUUGAAGCUGGUACCAAGCCUAAAUUCAAUUUCAAGGGUUAUUUGAUUGGAAAUCCUGUUACUGAUGAUGUAUUUGAUGGAAAUGCUAUUGUUUCAUUUGCACAUGGAAUGGGUCUUAUCCCAGAUAAACUUUUUAAGGAGUCAACAAAAGAAUGCAAUGGGACUUUCUAUGUAGUAUACACCGAUAAGUGCUACAAUUUGUUGGAAAAAAUUCAUAAGGACAUUCAGGGAUUAAAUGUAUAUGACAUUCUGGAACCAUGUUAUCAUGGUGGAGAGAAUAAAACAUCAAAUUCUAAAUUGCCAUUAAGCUUUAGGCAAUUGGGUAAGACUGAUAAAUCUCUUCCUAUAAGGAAAAGAAUGUUUGGACGUGCUUGGCCCUAUAGAGCUAUUGUAAAAGAUGGAUUUGUGCCAUCUUGGCCAGAACUUGUAAGCAAUAGUGACACUGCUCCUCCUUGCAUUGACGAUGAGGUUGCUAUGGUAUGGCUAAACAAUCCUCAAGUCAGAAGAGCUAUUCACACUGUGGAGAAAAGUGUGGUCAAGGGAUGGACCUUAUGUACAGACCAAAUUAAAUACAAACAUGAUACAGGAAGUAUGAUCAAAUACCACAAGAAACUUACUUCCAAGGGUUAUAGAGCAUUAAUAUACAGUGGUGAUCAUGACAUGUGUGUCCCAUAUACUGGAACUGAAGCUUGGACAAAAUCAAUUGGAUAUAAGAUUGUUGAUGAAUGGAGGCCUUGGUUAACCAAUGAUCAAAUUGCUGGGUAUACACAAAGAUACGCCAACAAUCUCACAUUUCUAACCAUAAAGGGAUCUGGGCACACUGUUCCGGAAUAUAAGCCACAAGAGUCAUUGUAUUUUUACAAACAAUUUCUGAAUGGGUUGCAUGUGUAAGAAACAAAGAGA
Medicago truncatula (barrel medic) is the source of this 1488-nucleotide messenger RNA. RefSeq names its product serine carboxypeptidase-like 20. The coding region runs from base 1 to 1476 and encodes 491 amino acids. Gene Ontology annotation, molecular function: acyltransferase activity, transferring groups other than amino-acyl groups; serine-type carboxypeptidase activity. The transcript is spliced from 14 exons. The record is from RefSeq and is a predicted model, not a curated record. Lineage: Eukaryota; Viridiplantae; Streptophyta; Magnoliopsida; Fabales; Fabaceae. Gene Ontology annotation, biological process: proteolysis; secondary metabolic process.